UUCGUAGCUUGAAAAAGUGUAGUCAAGUUAUCUGUUUACAUUUUGGUAAUCUUGUACCUGACUCUCUUGGGUUCUCUUUUUUCCAGAAGUGAUGUUUGCAUUAUAGUUUGAGCAUGAGUUGAAUUCCAUGCAGGUUACUGUAUGGAUAGACAGUAAAAAUGAUAUUGUUGUCCUUUUGCUCAUGGGGAACAUAAAGGUCUCUUUGAGGACGGUAUAUGUGUGUGUCUGUGUUAAGGGAAUGCCCCAGUAUCUUUGUUUUUAGUUGGGCUUAUUUCUGCUGAAUAACACUUAUCUAGCUCCAGCCUCUAACUUGGCAGAAUUUCGGUGUCAUGUAUGGAUAUGUGGUUUGGUUUGUCAUACAUUCCAUGAACAAGUUGAAAUCAUCGCAGAAGGAUAAAGUUCGUCAGUUUAUGAUCUUCACACAAUCUAGUGAAAAAACAGCAGUAAGUUGUUUGUCUCAAAAUGACUGGAAGUUAGAUGUUGCAACAGACAAUUUUUUCCAAAAUCCUGAACUUUAUAUACGAGAGAGUGUAAAAGGAUCAUUGGACAGGAAGAAGUUAGAACAACUAUACAAUAGAUACAAAGAUCCUCAAGAUGAAAAUAAAAUUGGAAUAGAUGGUAUACAGCAAUUCUGUGAUGACCUGGCACUCGAUCCCGCCAGCAUCAGUGUGUUGAUCAUUGCAUGGAAGUUCAGAGCAGCAACACAGUGCGAGUUCUCCAAACAAGAGUUCAUGGACGGAAUGACAGAGUUAGGAUGUGACAGCAUAGAAAAACUAAAGGCCCAGAUACCCAAGAUGGAACAAGAACUGAAAGAGCCAGGACGAUUUAAGGAUUUUUACCAGUUUACCUUUAAUUUUGCAAAGAAUCCAGGACAAAAAGGAUUAGAUCUAGAAAUGGCCAUUGCCUACUGGAAUUUAGUGCUUAAUGGAAGAUUUAAAUUCUUAGACUUAUGGAAUAAAUUUUUGUUGGAACAUCAUAAACGAUCCAUACCAAAAGAUACUUGGAAUCUUCUUUUAGACUUCAGUACAAUGAUUGCAGAUGACAUGUCUAAUUAUGAUGAAGAAGGAGCAUGGCCUGUUCUUAUUGAUGACUUUGUGGAAUUUGCACGCCCUCAAAUUGCUGGGACAAAAAGUACAACAGUGUAGCACUAAAGGAACCUUCUAGAAUGUACAUAGUCUGUACAAUAAAUACAACGGAAAAUUGCACAGUCAAUUUCUGCUGGCUGGACUGAACUGAAGAUCAAUCCUCACAAUUCAGACUGAGGGUUGUGUCAAAACUUUAAGGAUACAUCUUGGACCAUAUCGUAUUUCAUUCUUCUAAUGGUGGUUUGGGCUUGUCUUCUAGUCUGGGCCGCUCUAAACAUUUAUAAUUCCAACAUUGUGGAUUUCAUCUUAUAUCUGUGGACCAUCCUAGUUUAUUCUCCCAUAAGUCUUAGAAGCUUUAUGGUGAUUAUUUUGAGGUUUCCAUUCUUGCAUAAAGCACAAUGCUGUCUUCAUCAGAAAACAGUUUGGCAUAAGAAUUAAACAUAUGAACAUCACAAAAAAUUUAUAAAAACUUCUUAAAUAUAUGCUUUGGGCUAGUUGCAAAGACUAUGCUGAUAGCACUUCCAAUAAGAGUGAUAUAUUUAAGUGUACCAGAUCUGGAAUGGUGUUUGGUUUGGGGGGAUUUUUUUUUUUCCUGGCAAAUCACAUGUAUUGUUGAUGUGAGUAGAGUAACCGAUGUCAAAAUAACCAACGUGAGAAAUUUUUAGGAUAACUUGGUGUGCCUACCUGAAAAAUUUAUUGUGUUUCAGACCCUCGAUUUCAAAGGUUCCACAGAACUAGUCUGCACUUACCUUACCCAUGUUUAUAUAUAGUUGUCUUACAGGGAACUUUUAUUUAGGAAAUGUCUGCAUAAUGUUAGAUUCUACUCCUGUCUACAUUAUGCACUACAUAAUUGGAUUUCAUUAUGAUUUUGAAAUGCUUAUAUGCCUGUCGAAUAAGUUAAACUAUUUAAUUUGUUUUGAAUGUUUUAGAUUGCUACACAAUACAAUAUUCUAAAUUUAGGCAUGAGGGUUUAUUUUUGUUUUGUUUUGGUUUUUUUUUUUUGUUUGUUUUUGUCAGCACACUAUGGAACACAAAUGAAAUUCUCUUAAUUUAUAAGAAGAUAGUAGGAAUUAAAUUUUGAAAAUGGUCAUGAUGAGCCAUGAAGUUCAAUCCUUAUAGGUACUGCUUUCAGACAAAUAGUCCAUUUUUGAUGACCUCUUAUUUUGUUGAAAUUGCUUUAACUGCUAAUCACUGUGGUUGCCAAAUACUUACUUCAGGAGCAAAAAUUUUCAAGCAAGCAUGUACUUGAUGCAAAAUACCAAUCUGGUUUUUAUUCUUGUAAAUUAUUUAGUUUCUUCACUUUUUUUGUUUCGUUCAAAUUAGCUCAGUUUUCACAUCAAAGCAGAAUUCUAUCUUGUAUUUUUUUCAUUACAAGACCCAUGAACUGCUUUCUUGCUGAAAAUGCCUCAUUUCUCUGUUCACUUCCUGACAUGUGAAGAGUUUCUUUCUUAAACAUUUCUGUAAGGCAAGUAAAAAAAAAACGUAAAACUUCAUAUAUUGGAUGGCUUUGGUUUUUAGCAAGGAAUAGGUUUUUGCUUGGUAUAUCCAGGCAACUCUCUUAAGAUACCAAUGUUAAAAUUAUCAAAGGAAUGUACUUCAGAAUAGCAGUAUGUUUUAUGUAGAUGUGGAAAUGAUUUUAAGAAACAAUGACAUCUUACAACUACUUUUUAUUUACACAGUUUCUGAAAUGGAGCUUUCCCCAUAGAUAACUAUAUUAAUAUUCCAAUCAUAACUUUAACUCAAGAAUAUAAUUCUACCAAAAGAAUAUUUUGAAAACUUCUGUUCGGGUUACUGGAAUUGGUUAUUUUAAAAAAAGGAAAAAGAAAAAAAGAAGAAUCUGCUGCUUUCAGUAUUUCCUGAUUUCAUAUUUGUAAAUAUAAAGAGGAACUUCAAUUAUGAAAAAUUUAAAAAGAUAUAUAUAUAUAUGUACUAUUUUGUUUUUUUGUCUUGAAGAUUUUGAGUUACGGUAUUGUUUUCGGAUUGAUUAAUUCGAGUAUGCUGUGUUUUAAAAUGAGAUCCCAUUAGCUUUUUUUUUCUUCCCUCAAUAUAAAUGGUUUUACUUAGAAGUCUGACAUUGGUUCAUGGCUUAGUGCCUUGGGUUUACAGACUUUUCCUUUUAAAUGCAAGACCUUUUUCAACAAAAUAGUGUUUGUCAUCAUUUUGGUACUAAACAUUUAUAAUUACUGUGUAAUUAUAAACAAAAAAUACAUAAAGCUUUGAAUAUAAUUAUGUAGCAUAAAAGUUAAGGUUGUUCACUCUAUGAUGGCAUCUUAGAAUUAAACAGUACUAUUACUAGGGCUGAAAAGAGAAGACUGGUUUAAUGUGGUGUGAUUAUUUUGAGGAUAAAUGUCUGGUUACAGGGAAUAUUUUGUACUAAAAAAAUGCUUAUACAUAUGGCCAUGUAUGUGUGUGAAUGUGUCUGUGGGAGAGUUUGACAGAGAGAGAGGUUGAAAGAUACACACACAUGUGCAAACACACACAACUUGAAAUGCUUUAAUUCAUUAAGUGUUUCAGUCUUCAUUUUGGUAAACUCCCCAGGCUGAUUCUUUGUUUCAAAUUGAACCACAGGUACAGUUUCCUUUUUGCCAAAUGUCAAAACAGGUACACAUUUUAAAAUGUAAUGCUUUUUAAAUAGUAAAGUGUAUAAAAUUAGAAGUGCCCACAUAAAAAAUACUUGAGAUCAAGUUUAUCUUUAGUGACUAUCAUCUGCAUAUCUCUGUAAGUUCAAUUGUGCUUCUUACAAUCCCUGUCAUAUUACCAACAGAGGCAAUAAAAGCUUCAGUGAAAUUGCCAUGA
Messenger RNA from Lutra lutra (Eurasian river otter), 3881 nucleotides. It is a transcript of the gene DCUN1D1, whose product is annotated as defective in cullin neddylation 1 domain containing 1. Gene Ontology annotation, molecular function: ubiquitin conjugating enzyme binding; ubiquitin-like protein binding; cullin family protein binding. Bases 330 to 1145 code for a protein of 271 amino acids. Gene Ontology annotation, cellular component: ubiquitin ligase complex. The transcript has 7 exons. The record is from RefSeq and is a predicted model, not a curated record. Gene Ontology annotation, biological process: protein neddylation; positive regulation of ubiquitin-protein transferase activity. NCBI's taxonomy places the organism in Eukaryota, Metazoa, Chordata, Mammalia, Carnivora, Mustelidae.